Messenger RNA from Aplosporella prunicola CBS 121167, 2367 nucleotides. RefSeq lists its product as uncharacterized. Gene Ontology annotation, molecular function: phosphatidylinositol-4-phosphate phosphatase activity. The record is from RefSeq and is a predicted model, not a curated record. The coding region runs from base 112 to 2223 and encodes 703 amino acids. NCBI's taxonomy places the organism in Eukaryota, Fungi, Ascomycota, Dothideomycetes, Botryosphaeriales, Aplosporellaceae. The transcript has 3 exons. Gene Ontology annotation, biological process: phosphatidylinositol dephosphorylation. Gene Ontology annotation, cellular component: endoplasmic reticulum.
CUCCCGCUGUCUCCAAGCCUGCCCCUCCUCCACCAUCCCACUGCUCGCGCGCAUUUUCCUGUGCGACUUGCAUGCCAGCUUAGCCUUGCUGUCUGAUCCCUCCAGCCCACAAUGGCUGCCAUCCUUCCCUUUCGGGACAUCAACGUCCACGCCUCGCCCUCCUUCUACGCCUUCUCCUCCCCCUCGUCCCCCUCUUCGCCGACUUUGGUUGUCGACCGGCCCUCCGGCGACCUGCGCCUCAACGAUGGCAAGCUUGUCGGAGGCCAGCGCGUCACCAGCAUCGCCGGCGUGCUGGGUAUGAUCAAGUUGCGCCUAGACAAAUACAUCAUAGUUAUCACCAAGGCCCAGCCUGUUGGCAGGCUCAAGGGCCACAUGGUCUACAAGGUCGCCGCGACCGAGUUCCUGCCCCUCCGCGAGCGCCCCCUGCGCGAUCCCGAUGAAGACACGUACCUUCUCUACUUGAAGACUCUCCUUAAGAAUGGCCCCAUGUACUUUUCCUACUCCUUCGACAUCACCAACAGUUUCCAGCGUCAGGCUCAAGGCGACUACUCGCAGCCUCUGUGGAAGCGCGCCGACGACCGCUUCUUUUGGAACCGCUUCAUACAGUCCGAUCUGAUAGACUUCCGCAACGGUGGCACGAACGCGUCUGGGUUCCGUAGCGGUGGCAUACAGAAAGAUGUCGACCCCUAUAUUCUCCCCGUCAUGUUCGGCAUGCUGGAGAUCAAAAACACGUCGAUCAAGGGCAAUCCUCUGACAUUCAUUCUCAUCACUCGGCGCUCAAGGCUCAAGGCAGGGACGCGAUACUUCUCUCGGGGCGUAGACGAGAACGGAAAUGUCUCAAACUUCAACGAGACGGAGCAGGCAAUCAUACUGAACGACAAUGCAAAUGGAUUGGGAGGAUUUGCCGGCAACUCGGGCUUCCAAACUGGAAGUCAGGCGGGGAAAGAGACGCAGGUUCUGUCAUACGUCCAGACGAGAGGAAGCGUUCCUGUCUACUGGGCCGAGAUCAACGAACUCAAGUACACUCCGAAGCUCCAAGUCCGCAGUAUUGAGAGCGCCGUUCCGGCUGCUAGGCGUCACUUCGAUGAGCAGAUCCGCUUGUACGGUGACAACUAUCUUGUGAACUUGGUGAACCAGAAGGGAAGAGAGAAGAGUGUCAAGGACGCAUACGAGAAGAUGGUAGACAAGUUGGUGUCUUCGCCGGCGGAGACGACGGAGCGCGACCAGGUCACUGAGGAGAAGUUCCACGUCAUCGAACCCAUGCAGGACAAGCAGCAGUAUGACCGGAUCCACUACAUCUACUUUGAUUUCCAUAGUGAGACCAAGGGUCUGCGCUGGCACCGGGCCGCACUAUUGCUGCAACAGCUGGAGGGACCAAUUCGGAAUCACGGAUACUUCAGGGGUAUCGAUAUGCCCGGUGACCCACAUGGUCGCAUGGAGGUGCGCAGCUUGCAGACGAGCGUUGUGCGUACGAAUUGCAUGGAUUGCUUAGAUCGCACCAACGUCGUGCAGAGCAUGCUCGGCCGCUUUAUCCUCAGCAGGAUGCUCAUCGACCUGGGCAUGCUGAGGGAGGGCGAGAAUGCCCAGGAUGAUGUUGCUUUUGAGGACUUGUUCCGCAACAUCUGGGCCGACAACGCUGAUGUAGUUUCCAAGUCCUACUCUGGCACGGGUGCGUUGAAGACCGACUUCACCCGUACAGGCAACCGCACAAAAGCCGGAAUGCUGCAGGAUCUCAGCAACUCCAUUACGCGCUACAUUAAGAACAACUUCCUUGACGGGCCCAGGCAGGACGCAUUUGACCUGUUCCAGGGCACUUACCUUCCUUCAGAUUCGAACAUUGGCAACAGCCUGCUUUUCGUUGAUCGUAGGCCUCUGGCCAUUCAGUCCAUUCCUUACAUCCUUGCGGGUGCCCUUUUCUUUAUUUUCGUUUCCACUUUCACCAGGCGGGCUCCUGACGCGACGGUUUGGCCGCUCCGCAUUCUUGUGCUGCUUUGCUUUGUUGUGAGCGCUGCGUGCAUCCAGUUCAUUAGGACGCACGGUACGCUAUAUGUCAACUGGCCGAAGCUGAACACGCCCCCGUACGCCAUUGAGGGCUACCAGGAUGCGAUGUCGUCGGUGUCGAAGGACCCGCUGUUGGGCCCGUUGGUUGCAAGGCACGAAAGGGGCAAGAGUGACGCCCGACUGGCGUACUUGGAGGAGGGCAACAAGAAGAGAAUAGAGUAGAAGUCGGGUGGGUUGAUAAGCGGCGUUGGGGCAAGGGUUUCACAUACUACGACAACUGUACUAUGGCCGGCCGGCGUGGGAAUUACUUUCGUUUGUUUUGUUUGGUGGUAGGGCGGUCUACAAUAAAUCCAUGUCUUUGGUGGG